GGUUACCUACCUACCUACUUACAUCAUUUCGAGCAGUCUUAUCGUUCAAAUAAUUUAAUAUUAUUACAUCAUUGCUACGUACGACGUACGUAUACCGAAUCGACUUGGCAAAGUUGUUGUUUCACUUCUUGAUACUUGAUAGUUUAUUCAUACAUUCAGUCAUUCUAUCGUAGUCAUCCAGUGCGCACGAACAUGUCUACAGCCGGCAAAGUAAUCAAGUGUCAAGCGGCCGUGGCAUGGGAGGCCGGCAAACCUUUAUCCAUUGAAGAGAUAGAAGUAGAUCCACCUAAAGCCGGCGAAGUUCGCGUCAAGAUCACCGCUACUGGAGUCUGCCAUACUGACGCAUAUACGCUUUCUGGCAAGGACCCUGAGGGCGUUUUCCCUGUAGUGCUGGGCCAUGAAGGCGGAGGCAUCGUCGAGAGUGUCGGUGAAGGUGUUACCUCCGUGAAACCUGGAGACCACGUCGUGCCCCUGUAUGUACCACAAUGCAAAACUUGUAAGUUCUGCUUGAACCCAAAGACUAACCUAUGCCAGAAGGUGCGCGUGACACAGGGCCAAGGUGUCAUGCCUGAUGGCACUCGUCGCUUCCGCUGCAAAGGACAAGAACUGUACCACUUUAUGGGCUGUUCCACAUUUAGUGAAUACACUGUUGUUCUGGAAAUUUCUCUGUGCAAAGUCAAUGAAGCAGCAGCUUUAGAUAAAGUGUGUUUGUUGGGCUGUGGAGUCCCCACUGGCUAUGGAGCUGCCAUGAACACAGCUAAGGUUGAACCUGGAUCAAACUGUGCUAUUUUUGGUCUUGGAGCCGUAGGUCUGGCUGUAGCCUUAGGGUGUAAGGCGGCGGGAGCUAAGCGCAUUAUUGGAGUAGACAUCAACCCAGAUAAGUUUGAAGUUGCUAAGAAAUUUGGAGUUAAUGAAUUUGUAAAUCCCAAAGAUUAUGACAAACCCAUCCAACAAGUCCUGGUUGACUUAACUGAUGGAGGUCUAGAUUACACUUUUGAGUGCAUUGGUAAUGUGAACACCAUGCGCGCUGCUCUGGAAGCAUGUCAUAAGGGAUGGGGAGUAUCUGUUAUCAUUGGUGUGGCUGCAGCCGGAGAAGAGAUCAGCACCCGACCAUUCCAGUUGGUUACUGGGCGCACAUGGAAAGGAACAGCUUUCGGAGGUUACAAGAGCCGUGACAAUGUACCCAAACUUGUUGAUGAAUACUUAGCAAACAGACUUCCUCUAGAUGCAUUUGUAACUCACAAUGUGCCUCUUAAAGAAAUCAAUGAGGCAUUCCACUUGAUGCACGAAGGUAAAUCCAUCCGUGCUGUUGUUCAAUUAUAAUUUCGAACAUGAUACUGGAUAUUUUUAUUUUCUUUUGUAAUUUGCAUUAUUAUACUGCAUUUUCUGAGUGAUAAAAUUAUUAUUAUGA
Messenger RNA from Spodoptera exigua (beet armyworm), 1411 nucleotides. The record is from the annotation of a GenBank genome assembly. NCBI's taxonomy places the organism in Eukaryota, Metazoa, Arthropoda, Insecta, Lepidoptera, Noctuidae.